GAAAACCUAACUUGGUGCACAGCCAUCAACACAGCCAAGGACUGAAGACAUUCAACUGGGAAAAAUUAUCUGUGCAUAAUGGCCCUGGACAAAAUGAAAGAUUUGAGUUUGACACCUGCAAUGAUCCGAAUUGACUUAGGUGAAGUGGAAGGUGUUCCCAUGUUAACACCAACGUGCAGCAUAUGGGACAAAAUAUGGAAGUUCAAAGCCAGACCUGAUGAUCUGCUCAUUGCAACCUAUUCAAAAGCAGGUACUACAUGGACACAGGAAAUAGUGGAUAUGAUUCAACAAAAUGGAGAUGUUGAGAAGUGUAGACGUGACACUACUUACAAACGCCAUCCUUUCCUCGAGUGGUUUCUCCCAGCGUCUCCACCUUUGAGUUACUCAGGUCUGGAGUUAGCUGAAGCUAUGCCUUCUCCACGGACAAUAAAAACUCAUCUCCCUGUGCAGUUGGUGCCUCCCUCCUUCUGGGAACAGAACUGUAAGAUAAUCUAUGUGGCGAGAAAUGCAAAAGACAACCUGGUGUCAUACUACCAUUUCCACAGAAUGAAUAAAGGACUACCUGACCCAGGAACCUUGGAGGAGUUCAUAGAGAAAUUCAUGACUGGAAAAGUUCUCUGGGGUUCCUGGUAUGACCAUGUAAAAGGAUGGUGGAAAGCAAAAGAUAAGCACCGUAUUCUCUACCUCUUCUAUGAAGAUAUGAAGGAGAAUCCAAAGCGAGAAAUUCAGAAGAUUCUGAAAUUCCUGGAGAAGGACCUGAGUCAAGAGGUUCUAAACAGGAUCAUCUACAACACAUCAUUUGAGAUAAUGAAGGAAAACCCCAUGGCAAACUACACUAAAGAUUUUCCGGGACUAAUGGAUCACUCUAUUUCCCCAUUCAUGAGAAAAGGGCUUGUUGGGGACUGGAAGAAUUAUUUCACUGUGGCACAGAAUAAGAAAUUUGAUGAAGAUUAUAAGAAGAAAAUGGCUGACACUUCUCUUGUUUUUCGCACGGAAUUAUGAUUAUUAGCAAUAGAAAUUAUUCUCUAUGAUCUUCAGCCUUUUCCAUUUUAUGUAUUUUGCUUUUCCUUCACCAGAUACCUGUGUCACUACAAUUUCAAUGUCUCUUUUUCACAUACCACUGAUUUUUAUUAUCAUGAGAAUGCCCAAAUUAUGCAGAAGUUUAGGUUGGUCUCCCUGAAGAAAACAAUUCUAUUCUCAAAAAAAUCUCAUUCAUUCCUCCCACAGUAACUUUCAGCAUUACCAAAAACAUUUCAGACAUGCUUUGAAUUUUUAUUUUUGUAAAACUGCAGUUGAUAUUGUUGGCACUUUCAAAUAAACCACUUACAGAAAUUAGGAAUAAACAGGGAAAAGGAUGUCAAAAGAGUGCAAUAG
Molecule: messenger RNA, 1374 nt
Organism: Colius striatus (speckled mousebird)
Lineage: Eukaryota; Metazoa; Chordata; Aves; Coliiformes; Coliidae
Gene: SULT1C4
Product: sulfotransferase family 1C member 4
Exons: 8
Coding region: 79-1002 (307 amino acids)
Biological process (GO): sulfation
Cellular component (GO): cytoplasm
Molecular function (GO): sulfotransferase activity
Source: RefSeq, a predicted model, not a curated record